AUGCUUUUCAAUGAAAUUAUCAUUGAUGAAAUAAGAAGUACAAUUCGAUUUGAUUUAUUUUAUUCACAAUGUUACCCAACAUAUUGUGCUUAUUCAUAUUUACAUCGUUUUCAUAUAAUUUUCAUUAUCACAACACUCUUUGGUAUUUUAGGUGAUUUAUCGUUUAUUUUAAAAUUUCUUGUACGAUUCAUUGUUGCAAUGAUAUUACGGUGGAAACAUAAAAACACAUCAAACAAUACAACAUCAACAAAUAUUCGUCAAAAUAGAUGGAUAAUUCUCUUACAUCAACUUCAACUAUUACCCUAUCAGAUCAAACAAAAGAUCGUUCGUUUGAAUAUUUUUGAAGAUCAGACACCAUGCACACCGAUCACUAUUUUUCGAGAACAAUUUCUAACAAGAAUCUUUAUUGUUCUCAUCAGUAUUUGUUCUAUUAUCUCAUCCUAUGAUAUUUAUCAAGAAUUAUAUGAGAAAUAUCCAAAUACAUUAAAAUGUUCAUGUCAACAAGUAUCGAUUCUGUAUAAAAUGUUAAUCAAUGUUACAUUCGUAUUGCAUCAAGUAUAUUCGAAUGAUCUUGUUUCAUCAACAUGGUUAUAUUGUGUUUCAUCGUUAAACCCUAUUGAAUUAUCUUAUACAGAAUUUUUUCUUAAUUUUCGAGCUAAAGGUGCGGCUUAUUUCCAGCUUUUGUUCUUUUUCUGUUCGUUAGCUGAAAGUCAUAUUAACGAUGCAACAGAUAUUUUCAGUAAUACACGUUUUAUCAAUUAUCAUAGUCUUCCUCCACCACUAUUUGUGCAACAAACUGUAGCAAUAAUUGAAUCAUAUAUUGAUCAUAUGCGAGAUGAUUUUCAGCGUUCAGUCAAUUGGAAUCAAAUUGGUUUAGAUAUCAAUCAAGUUUUAACUGGAACAAACACGAAUGUUUAUAUUUAUAUCAAUAAGAAUGGUUCAUUCAUUUUCAAAAAAGGAUAUUUUGUUCGGCGUUUUUACUUAGGUAAUGAUGGUAAUUAUGCUGUUACUGGUACCUGCGAAUGUGAAUUUGAAUAUAAGGAUAUUCCUUGUUUAAGAAAGAAUUUUUUAUUCCCAAAUAGAACGAAUGAACUUCGAUAUGGAUAUAUAUUUCUUGAUUUACCAGUUGGUUGUGUACCUUUAAAUGGCUUUUUAAUAUCAACAUUCUCAUGA
Adineta ricciae is the source of this 1173-nucleotide messenger RNA. NCBI's taxonomy places the organism in Eukaryota, Metazoa, Rotifera, Eurotatoria, Adinetida, Adinetidae. The record is from the annotation of a GenBank genome assembly.